This is a messenger RNA of Benincasa hispida (wax gourd), 621 nucleotides long. Lineage: Eukaryota; Viridiplantae; Streptophyta; Magnoliopsida; Cucurbitales; Cucurbitaceae. The record is from RefSeq and is a predicted model, not a curated record.
AUGUCGAACUUGAUUAUACAACUACUUGCUUUUGACAAAUUUAACGGAGAGAAUUACUCGAAUUGGAAAUCGAAUAUCAACACAAUAUUAGUAGUAGACGAUUUGAGGUUUGUGUUAAUGGAGGAGCAUCCUCCAGUUCCCAGUUCAACGGCGACCGGAAAUGUUCGGGAUGUUUAUGAUAGGUGGGUGAGGGCGAACGAAAAAGCACGGGCCUAUAUCAUGGCAAGUAUAUCUGAUGUACUCAACAAGAAACAUGAGGUCAUACCCACAGCUCGUAAGAUCAUGGUAUCAUUACAGGAGAUGUUCGGGCAACCGUCAUCGUCUGUUAGUCAUGAAGCCAACAAAUAUGUGUAUGUGACACGUAUGAAGGAUGGAACCAAUGUAAGAGAACACGUUGUUGACAUAAUGGUCCAUUUUAACAUCGCGGUGGCUCACGGGGCUAUGAUAGACGAAACAAGUCACGAACGUGUGGCCGUGAAGGAAGUUAUUGAGCAAAGCAAGGUUCGUUUUUGGUCAGUUCGUUAUUCUGAGCAUGCCUUUGGGUUCGCCCCUUAUGCCUAUGCCUAUGUUUAUGAUGCCCUUGUGUAUUUUGGUCCAAUGGAUAGACUAACAGAUCACUGA